AUGGAGGGAGAAAACGAUUUAGAUAUUUUAGCUCGAUUAAGCGUACCAAUUGUUUGGCAUACACUAGAAGAGUAUAAUGUUCGUAUUGAAGAUUUAGAAGACUCACGAUUUGAGGAAGCCAUGAAAUUUAUUAAGGUACAUUUUGUACCACAUGAUAUUCUAUCCAGAUGUGGUGGAUUAGCUGAUGAUCCAGACCAAAUUCAAACAUUUUUAGAACGAAUGUUAUUUAAUAUGCAAGAUUAUACAAGUCUCAUUGCUGUCGAUAAUGUAUCAGAAAAAAUAAUUGGAGUCUUAAUUAAUCGUGUGAUGCGUUUUAGUGAGCAUUCAAAAACACAAAGUCGAGUACGAUUUUUGGAAGGUGAUAGUGUACGAAAAAUUAUCAAAAUUUGGAGUUUAAUUAUAGCACGUUCAAAUGUCUUUCAAUAUUUCGAUACGGAUUGUGUUCUACGAAAUUAUAUUUUAUGUGUCAAGCCAAGAUUCCGUAGGAAAGGUAUUGGUCGCCAAUUAAUGCUAACUUCUUUUGAAUUAGCUGCAAGCUUAGAAAUGGGUGCUGUUAUGGGAAUAUAUACAACAGGUGCAUUGCAACAAAUGGGCAAAAGUUUAGGAAUGGAAAUUCUUGCUGAAAUAUUCUAUAUUGAUUAUAUAAUUGACGGUGAAAUGGUGUUUGAUGACCCAGGUGCUGGUAAUUAUACAAUUGCUUUAAUGGCACGACGAGUUGAACCCACGGAGACGGUGGAUGUUGAAGCAGACGAAGCUGAAAUACCAAAAACUUGAAAAUGCCACACCAUAUAAAAACAACACUAUAUUUUUUUUUUUAUAU
This is a messenger RNA of Chrysoperla carnea, 820 nucleotides long. RefSeq lists its product as uncharacterized. The record is from RefSeq and is a predicted model, not a curated record. The coding region runs from base 1 to 774 and encodes 257 amino acids. NCBI's taxonomy places the organism in Eukaryota, Metazoa, Arthropoda, Insecta, Neuroptera, Chrysopidae. The transcript is spliced from 5 exons. Gene Ontology annotation, molecular function: N-acetyltransferase activity.